CAAACGGCUUUCAGAAAUAGGUCAAGAAAACAGUGAGCGAGGUGCUCGUGCGGCGCCGAGUCAGGUGCCGCCGCGGGGUGUCUCAGCUUGAGGACGUAGGUAGCUAACUAGGUAGGUAGGUGUGAGGCGGCGGCGGCAGCGGCAGCGGCAGCAGCAACGGCGGCUUGCGUUUCACACUCACGGAGAGGGAGCCGCCAAUCGGACCUGCCAGCGCUCAGCUCCUCCGCCUCUCCCUCAGUAAUGAGACUGGAGCGACCGAGCCGGCGCAUCUGAUUCCGGAGGUGGACAUCGCGGCGCACCGGCGCGCCGACUCGACACGCACCUCUAUAGCCCGCUCGUGCACAUGGCCGUCAAGGCAGCCGCGCUCGCGGUUCCGACCGUACUUCUGCUUGCCAGCUUGCUGGGAAUCAUCCUCUUGGCAGUGCCCACCAGGGAUGCGCUCGACCCUCCGGGAUCGCAGUAUGGCAUUGUCCUGGACGCCGGCUCUUCCCACACUACCAUGUUCAUCUACAAGUGGCCGUCCGACAAGGAGAACAACACGGGCAUUGUCAGCCAACAUGGUGAAUGCCACGCUGACGGCUAUGGAAUCUCCAGUUAUACGGAUGACCCCUCCAGAGCCGGACUCAGCCUCAAGAAGUGCCUGGAUGAAGCCCUGCUCAGCAUUCCCAAAGCGCAGCACAGAGAGACGCCCAUUUAUUUGGGAGCCACAGCGGGCAUGAGGCUGCUCAAGAUGACCAGCCUGGUGGCGUCAGACCAGAUCCUCCAGGCGGUGGAGACCACCAUUCGUGCUUAUCCUUUUGACUUUCGGGGUGCCAAGAUCCUGUCUGGCCGAGAGGAGGGGGUGUUUGGCUGGGUGACGGUCAACUAUCUUCUGGAGAACUUCAUCAAGUACGGCUGGGUGGGCCGCUGGGUGAACCCCCGCAAGGAGACUGUCGGCGCCUUGGAUUUGGGUGGUGCCUCCACGCAGAUCACCUUUGUGACAAAGGAGAGCAUCGAGGACCAGGAGGACGAGAUGAGGCUGCAGCUCUACGGCCAGGAGUACAAGGUCUACACGCACAGCUUCCUGUGCUACGGGCGCGACCAGGUGCUGCGCAGGGUCCUGUCCAGGCUGCUCAAGGAGAACGGAUAUGCAAAGUCCAUCAUCCACCCCUGCUGGCCCAGUGACUUCUCAAAAAAUGUGACGCUGAGAGCCAUUUAUGAGUCCCCCUGUACUGAGAAGGAGAAGCCCCCUGACUACCAGCCUGAUGACAGCGUGCAACUGACUGGCAGCGGCAGUGGUCCGGGGUGCAAGUCCAUCGUCUCCCAGCUGUUUGACUUCAGAAACUGUCCGUUCAGCUCCUGCUCCCUGGACGGCAUCUUCCAGCCACGAGUGACCGGGGACUUCAUGGCCUUUGCAGCCUUCUUCUACACCCACAGCUUCUUACGCCGGACCACUGGCAUCACCGUGUCGUCGCCAGCUGACUUGAGACGGGCAGCGAGUGCCACCUGCACCAUGAAGUUCAGUGAGAUGUUCCAGAAAGCCCCCGAGCUGCAGAAUUGGAUCCAGGACUACUGUACCGUGUCCAUCUUCAUUGACCUUCUCCUCACGCAGGCCUACAAGUUUGACAAUGCCAGCUUCUCCCACAUUUCCUUCCAGAAGAAGGCUGGGGACACCUCCAUCGGCUGGGCGCUCGGCUACAUGCUGAACCUGAGCAACAUGAUUCCUGCAGAGAGCUUGAGCUGGCGCAAGUCCACCCAGUACAGCGCCUGGGCACUGGUCAUGGUGCUUCUUGUGUUGGUCCUGCUGUGUGCCAUCGUGCUGAUUGUGCAGAAGUUCAGGGGAUCCAGGAAGAGUGACAGUGUCAUCUAAUGGAACCCCUGCUGUGCCAUGGUGGUCUCAUCCCACCUGAACUCUGUGGUCCCUGUCCUCCUGCACCCCCCCCCCCAGUGGUCCUCUGUUCUUGUCCCCUCUUCUCUGUCUUUUUUCCUUUUCUUUUCUUGUACUCUCCCUAUACUCCUCCCCACCUCACUUGUGGCUCUUGUCUUUCUAUUCCCACCAUCAAUCGGCCCCCUCUGCCAAGUAUCCCUGCCCACCUUGUGUUCCUCUCGGCCCCUUUCUCUUCCUCUUCUAUUACUAGACCCUCUCCCCCCAUGUCCUUCACUCGCCCCCUCUAACUCUGAGGAAGGUGUCAGAGGGUCAGCAGUGAGUGACUGUGCCGGUGGUGUGGUCAGAAGGUCUUCCUCGGUCUUGUCCUGUCAUUUCACUUGGAGUAAAGCACUGACGUGAUGGCCGCUGGCAGCUUGUUUGUUCACCUUUGGUCCUGUAGAGGGUGGCGUGGAGGCCUCGACUCACAAGCUGCUGUUUUUCUAUUCUUUUGGUAAUAAAACCUCUGAAUGUC
Molecule: messenger RNA, 2378 nt
Organism: Erpetoichthys calabaricus (reedfish)
Lineage: Eukaryota; Metazoa; Chordata; Cladistia; Polypteriformes; Polypteridae
Product: ectonucleoside triphosphate diphosphohydrolase 2-like
Exons: 9
Coding region: 344-1849 (501 amino acids)
Biological process (GO): nucleoside diphosphate catabolic process
Cellular component (GO): plasma membrane
Molecular function (GO): GDP phosphatase activity; UDP phosphatase activity
Source: RefSeq, a predicted model, not a curated record